AUGGUCCCCCUUCCUCCUUGCUUUCGGUUUUCAAUAUCUCUGAUUACAACUAUUCAUGGUCUAUAACAAACAAGUAUAUUUUCUUCAGAUUAAUUACUUUGCGCCAAACUCUUUGCAGAUUAAUUAGGGGUUGAACCACUAAAGUUAGCUUGCUAAGAUACAUGUCCAAACUUUGCAAAAGUAAUUUUCAGUUUUAGUUCGGCAAGACCUAUGUUUUUUUCUUGUUUUGUCAACUUCAAAACCUAUGUUAAGAUAUUGAUGUAAUUCUAGAUAUUAAAUUAAGUAUAUCUAAGCUGAUAAAAUUCAGCGGUCCAAGCUUAAUAAUAAGUUUCUACUCCACAAACCUGAAGCAGAGCUCAAAAGUUUUUUUUUUUUUUUUUUUUGCUAAAAAGCAGAGCUCAAAAGUUACUCAUGGAUUUUCUCAAAGAAAAAACUACUCAUGGUGGUGAAAUGAGUUUAACCAAUUCAUAUUCGUUGUGUGCUUGUUGGGUUUUGCUUUGAAAAGUGAGCAACUAGGGUUCAAACAUUUUCAAUGCGAUAUCAUUUUUGCUGAAAAUGAUUACAUGGUAAUAAAACUCGGUUGCUUAACAUAUUCUGCAAAAUAGUUUAGGUUUCGUACAAAAAAAAUUGCAGCUACAAAAAAAGAAGUUAAAAUGAGUUUCAUGAAUUCAGUUGUACUAAGAUAAAAGCAAAGCAGGUAUAUAGUGAAAGAAAAAGAAAAUCCAAAAUAUUUUCCUCGAUAAUAGACAGAUAUCAUUUGCUCAGUGACAAAAGAUUUAAGCCAAGCUACACGGAAGAAAAUGGUACAAUACUUUUCCUUUUUAUCGCAAUUCGUAUCAAUAUCUUAUCAUACCUUUGCCGUCAACUCCUACCAUCUUUAUUCUUAAAACGAUAGAGCUUUUCGUUGUCACAGUGAAUCUUAUUACUAUGUUACUACUUUAGACCUAAUCCCACACUUUACCACCAUCAAAUUAUUGGUAGCUAAAAGAAUAUAUAAUAAAUUUUAAAAUAAUGGCUACAUGAAUACAUUUCAAACAUUCAAACACACACAUAGUAUUACAUACCCAAACGCCAAACCCUUAUUUUUCAUUAUUGAGAUAACAUAACACUCAACACAAGAAAGAUCGUCAACGCUGAGAAAUCAUCUUUCCUUUCUUCAUCUUUCCCUCUCUGAAACAGAAGAUUUUUUUAAAAGAAAACGAUGGCGUUUCAUCACAAUCAUUUCAAUCACUUCACCGACCAACAACACCAGCCUCCUCUUCCUCCGCCGCCACAGCAGCAGGAACACCAUUUCCACGAAUCCACACCGCCUAACUGGCUCCUCCGCUCCGACAACAACUUUCUAAACCUCCACACUCCCGCCUCCGCCGCCGCAACAAGCUCUGAUUCUCCUUCAUCCGCCGCCGCUAACCAGUGGCUCUCUCGAUCCUCCUCCUUCCUCCAACGCGGCGGCGGCGGCGCCAACAACAAUAACGUCGGUUCUGGUGACGCCAUGGAAAACGUCGCCGGCGGAGAGGAGUCGAUGAUCGGCGAGAAUGCGAGACACAAGGCGGAGAUACUCUCUCAUCCACUAUACGAGCAGCUGUUGUCGGCACACGUGGCGUGCCUGAGGAUCGCAACGCCGGUGGAUCAGCUUCCGAGGAUCGACGCACAGCUCGCUCAGUCGCAGAACGUCGUGGCUAAGUACUCAACGUUAGACGCUGCUUCUCAAGGACUCAUCUCCGGUGAUGAUAAGGAGCUUGACCACUUCAUGUCGCAUUAUGUACUAUUGCUGUGCUCUUUUAAAGAACAACUACAACAACAUGUUCGUGUCCAUGCAAUGGAAGCUGUUAUGGCUUGUUGGGAGAUUGAGCAGUCUCUUCAAAGCUUCACUGGAGUGUCUCCUGGUGAAGGCACAGGAGCAACAAUGUCCGAAGACGAAGAUGAGCAAGUAGAAAGUGAUGCUCAUUUGUUUGAUGGAAGCUUAGAUGGGUUGGGGUUUGGUCCUCUUGUCCCCACUGAGAGUGAGAGAUCCUUGAUGGAACGAGUUAGACAAGAACUCAAACAUGAACUCAAGCAGGGCUAUAAGGAGAAAAUUGUAGACAUAAGAGAGGAGAUAUUGAGAAAGAGAAGAGCUGGGAAAUUACCAGGAGACACCACCUCGGUUCUCAAAGCUUGGUGGCAGUCUCAUUCUAAAUGGCCUUACCCUACUGAGGAAGAUAAGGCGAGGUUGGUGCAGGAGACGGGUUUGCAGCUCAAACAGAUAAACAAUUGGUUCAUCAAUCAAAGAAAGAGGAAUUGGCAUAGCAAUCCAUCUUCUUCCACCGCCUCAAAGAACAAACGCAGAAGGUGAAAAUAGCGGAAGAGAGCGUUGAAGUCAGUUUGUAGCUGUGCAUGGAAAGAUCCAAUAGCUUGAUAGAAGGUUGGAGAUGCAAAGAUAAAACUCCUACACAAAACCAGCGUAGAAAGUAUUUUUGUGACUUCAUAUGUUGUAUUAGGGAGCACAAAAACCCCAAAAGACCAAGAAGUAGAAGCAUGAUUUGUAAUAUGAGGCUAAGAUGGAAUUUGUGAUAGGAUCGUUACUACCAUCCCCAUUAUUAUCAUGUCUUGUGAAUAACAAGGAGUUUCUCUUUUAACAUUUGUGCAAACUGAUUAAUAUUAGACGUACUAAUAUAUUA
This is a messenger RNA of Brassica rapa (field mustard), 2657 nucleotides long. RefSeq names its product homeobox protein knotted-1-like 4. Gene Ontology annotation, molecular function: DNA binding. Gene Ontology annotation, cellular component: nucleus. The record is from RefSeq and is a predicted model, not a curated record. NCBI's taxonomy places the organism in Eukaryota, Viridiplantae, Streptophyta, Magnoliopsida, Brassicales, Brassicaceae. Gene Ontology annotation, biological process: regulation of DNA-templated transcription.